CAGCAGGACUCAUCCCUGCACCUUUGCAAAGACCGAGCGUGAUGCCGCUCAAGAAACCCGACACGAAGAAGGAAGCAGCCAAACCAGCUUCAGCCCCAGAGCCACCCAGAGAGCCUGCCUUUGAUCCCAAGAGUGUGAAGAUUGAAUUCACUGCAGAGCAGAUUGAAGAGUUCAAAGAAGCCUUCAGCCUGUUUGACCGGACACCCACGGGAGCCAUGCGGAUCACCUACACGCAGUGCGGGGACGUCCUACGGGCGCUCGGUCACAACCCCACCAACGCAGAGGUCCUGAAGGUGCUGGGCAAGCCCAAACCAGAAGAAAUGAACACAAAGAUGCUGGACUUUGAGACCUUCCUCCCCAUCCUGCAGCACUUCACCCACAACAAGGAGCAGGGCACCUUUGAGGAUUUUGUGGAGGGGCUGCGUGUCUUCGACAAGGAGGGCAAUGGCAUGGUGAUGGGGGCUGAGCUACGCCAUGUGCUGGUCACGCUGGGGGAGAAGAUGACAGAAAGCGAGGUGGAGCAGCUCAUGGCAGGGCAAGAAGAUGCCAAUGGCUGUAUCAGCUAUGAAGCUUUUGUCAAGCACAUCAUGUCUGGCUGAAAGAUGAAACUUCAGGUGAGUUUAUCAGGGUCUCCUGCUGCUUAUGCUGAAAUUGGAAAUCCUGCAUAUAACAGCCAGGGGUGGAGGAACCAAAACCCAAACCCCACAAGCAACCCUGUAGUGGACUAAUGCCACAGGAAUAAUCCCAGCUCUGAAAGCACAAAAAGCUGUGUUCGUGAUAACAAACCUCAUUUGUAACUCAUGCCAUUUAAAAUUUAUCGGGACAGCA
Molecule: messenger RNA, 828 nt
Organism: Pelecanus crispus (Dalmatian pelican)
Lineage: Eukaryota; Metazoa; Chordata; Aves; Pelecaniformes; Pelecanidae
Product: myosin light chain, embryonic
Biological process (GO): cardiac muscle contraction
Cellular component (GO): A band; myosin II complex
Molecular function (GO): calcium ion binding; actin monomer binding
Source: RefSeq, a predicted model, not a curated record